Molecule: messenger RNA, 2565 nt
Organism: Chinchilla lanigera (long-tailed chinchilla)
Lineage: Eukaryota; Metazoa; Chordata; Mammalia; Rodentia; Chinchillidae
Gene: Myot
Product: myotilin
Exons: 10
Coding region: 319-1812 (497 amino acids)
Biological process (GO): homophilic cell-cell adhesion; axon guidance; dendrite self-avoidance
Cellular component (GO): plasma membrane; axon
Molecular function (GO): cell-cell adhesion mediator activity
Source: RefSeq, a predicted model, not a curated record
UAUAAUACUAAGCACAGAGCCACUAGAUUAGUCUGUGAGGGAAGGACAUGCCGCUUCCUUCCCUUCAAUAGUGGGUUCUACCCAGCUGGCACCCUCUGAAACUACGGGAACAACAUUCUUCAAGAGGAGCCCACUCCACCCAAACCAGGAGCACAGUGUUCUCAGGAUCUCAGCAGAGAGGGACAGACCAAGGUUACUUCUGACUUCUUGCCGCCUUCUGCAAUCCCAGGCUUGCAGCCCCCUCUCUGGGACCCUGCCUUCCCAGAAACAAAUCAUCAUAGUGAUAACUUGCUUUCAUCUUCCAUACACCAGCUAAGCAUGUUUAACUACGAACGUCCAAAACACUUCAUCCAGUCCCAGAACCCAUGUGGCUCCAGGCUGCAGCCUCCUGGACCGGAAACCUCCAGCCUCUCCAGCCAGACCAAACAGUCUUCCAUUAUUAUCCAGCCCCGACAGUGCACAGAGCAAAGAUUUUCUGCCUCCUCAACAGUGAGCUCUCACAUCACCAUGUCCUCCUCCGCUUUUCCUGCUUCCCAACAGCCUGCGGGCUCCAACCCAGGCCAAAGGGUUACAGCCACCUAUAACCAGUCACCGGCCAGCUUCCUCAGCUCCAUAUUACCGUCACACCCUGAUUACAGUAGCAGUAAAAUCCCUUCUGCUGUGAACGCCAACUAUCAACAACCCUCAGUUGGCCAACCUGUAAAUGCUAAGCCAGCCCAAACUGCAAAUGCUAAGCCCACACCAAGGACUCCUGACCAUGAAAUACAAGGAUCCAAAGAAGCUUUGAUUCAGGAUUUGGAGAGAAAGCUGAAAUGCAAGGAAGCCAUUCUGCAUAAUGGAAAUCAACGGCUGACGUAUGAGGAGAAGAUGGCUCGCAGAUUGCUCGGACCACAGAAUGCAGCUGCUGUGUUUCAGUCUCAGAGCAGUGAUGCACCAGAUUCACCACAGCAGCACAACUCAGAACACGCACGACUGCAAGUUCCCACAGCACAAGUAAGAAGUAGAUCAUCCUCGAGAGGAGAUGUGAAUGAUCAGGAUGCAAUCCAGGAGAAAUUUUACCCACCACGUUUCAUUCAAGUGCCAGAAAACAUGUCAAUUGAAGAAGGAAGAUUCUGCAGAAUGGACUUCAAAGUGAGCGGACUGCCAGCCCCUGAUGUGUCAUGGUAUCUAAAUGGAAGGCCAGUGCAGUCCGACGAGCUGCACAAAAUGAUAGUCUCUGAGAAGGGCUUUCACUCUCUCAUCUUCGAAGUGGUCAGAACCUCAGACGCAGGGGCUUACGUGUGCAUGGCCAAGAACAGAGCGGGAGAGGCCACCUUCACUGUGCAGCUGGACGUCCUCGCAAAAGAACAUAAAAGGGCACCAAUGUUUAUCUACAAACCACAGAGCAAAAAGGUUUUUGAGGGAGAGUCAGUGAAACUAGAAUGUCAGAUCUCAGCAAUACCUCCACCAAAGCUUUUCUGGAAAAGAAAUAAUGAAAUGGUGCAAUUCAACACCGACCGAAUAAGCUUGUAUCACGAUAACACGGGAAGAGUUACUUUACUGAUAAAAGAUGUAAACAAGAAAGAUGCGGGGUGGUACACCGUGUCUGCAGUCAAUGAAGCUGGUGUGACCACAUGUAACACAAGAUUAGAUGUUACGGCCCGUCCAAACCAGACUCUUCCAGCUCCUAAGAAGUUGCGUGUUCGACCAACUUUCAGCAAGUACUUAGCGCUGAAUGGAAGAGGGCUGGAUGUGAAACAAGCCUUCAACCCCGAAGGAGAGUUUCAGCGUCUGGCAGCUCAGUCUGGACUCUAUGAAAGUGAAGAACUUUAAUUACUUUACCCACACUGGAAAACAACAACUAUGCUAUUAGUAGUACAUUUGAUGAUGUUUUAAAAAUAAAUCCAUAGCUGUAUUAACAGAUUAUGGCUUUCACUAGGUAAUAUAACUAAUACACAUUUAUAUUAUAUAUCCUCUGACUCUUGCACAUUCUAUUUACUUCUCUGAUUUGCGCAGCCUACAGUUAGCAUGAGUACAUGGAUUUAUGUUGUGGAAGAGUAUCUUAAAUUGUGGGAUCAUAGGAUGUAAGUCAUACACAUUUAACAAUUGCAAGUUAUGAAUUAAUAACUGAAGCACCUCUAAUGCUCUAAUGCUUGCAAUAAGAUUUCCUGGUACUGCUCUCUAUGUACUGUUUUACCUGUUUUCUUGUAGGAAUACUAACACGAUAUAAAUUAUCUGAGUGGCCCAUAGUUUCAUGUCAAAAGAGAAUAAAAUUGCAACAGUUAAAACAGACCGUCUCCUCUUCAUAAGAGUAUAGACCUUUUACAAGAAAACUUCUGGGUUUUAUAUAUUAAACAACACUCAGCAAAACCUAGGAAUAACAUCUAAAAGGGGCAACAAUAUUGUUUUCUAGGACAGUGUGAUAUUCUCAGCUUAGUAAACUCCUGAACCUGAGAGACUUUCUGUCGCAACAGUUCCCAUCACAGCUAAAUUUCUCUUGAAUUUGUGAUUUUUUUUUUUUGUUAACCAAAAAGGUCUCUAAAUCUCGAAGAUCUAUUUGAGUUCAGUGGAAUAAAAUUAAGCCUC